UCAACCGGUCACCUGGUUUAUUUAUUAAUUACUGAAGUUUAUAGUUGGCUGUUUUAGCCCUGUGAGUGAACGAGUGUGGAGUGCGUGGUACCUAGUGUACCUAGUAGUUUGGGGAGGGAGUCGCGUGGAGCGGCCGUGGUGGAGAGCGAAGGGUCGGCAGUAGCGGGGGGCGUAGGCCUCACCGUGAGCAGUAAGGUGUACCCGAGCCCGGGGGCGGCGCGCGGCGUGUGGGCGCUGCCGCAGCCGCCCCCCUGCAGCAUGGCGGCCGAGGAGCCGCUGCCGCCCUGCUCCCCCAUGUCCCCGGACGCGCCCGCGGCGCCGCCGCGCACCAUCACCAGCUACCACCACUCAGACCUGCACCAGCUGAUCUUUGAGGCCGUUAGGUCUAGUGAAGUAUCAGAAAUCGAGCGGCUAGUGGAAAAGCUUGGCGUGGAGGUGCUCAGCGCUCGCGACCAACAUGGGUACACACCCGCACACUGGGCGGCGCUGGAUGGUAGUGUGGCAGUCAUGCGAUAUCUCUUGGAGAGGGGGGCUCCUGUAGAUCUGUCCUGCUUGGGUACUCAGGGCCCUCGUCCUAUCCACUGGGCCUGCAGAAAGGGCCAUGCUUCAGUGGUGCAAGUGCUGCUACAGUGUGGAGUCGCAGUCAACGCUGCUGACUUUAAAGGACUAACACCCCUAAUGACCGCCUGCAUGUACGGCAAGACCGCAACAGCGGCCUACCUUCUUGGCAUGGGCGCCGCCACCAGGCUCGCAGACAUCAACGGAGACACCGCCCUCCACUGGGCCGCGUACAAAGGACACGCUGAUUUGGUCCGGCUCCUGAUUUAUUCUGGAGUGCCACUGCACUGUACUGACAAUUUUGGCUCGACGCCGCUGCACUUGGCGUGUCUAUCGGGGAAUUUGACUUGUGUCCGAUUGCUAUGUGAGAAGGUUAAGGCUGAACUCGAGCCUCGUGACAAAAACGGCAAGACCCCUCUCAUGCUAGCUCAGAGCCACCGGCACGCCGAAGUAGUCAAACUCCUCACGAAGGAAAUGAAGAGGAAGUCCCACUGGAUGCCUCCAUUAUCGGAGCUCUGGGCACUGCUGUUUGGUGGUGCAGGAGACUCGAAGGGACCAUUGUUGUUCUUCCUUGUGUCGGUGCUACUGUGGGGUUACCCUAUGUAUGUUUUUAGGUGCAUCCCGCUAACAUGGAACACUCUCCGCCUCUCUCACUAUUGCUUCCUCUAUUGGAACGGCAUCAUGUGGCUGAGCUGGGUGAUCGCGAACCGGCGGGACCCGGGCUACAUCCCGCAGAACUCUGACACCUACUACCGAGCUAUCCGCCAGAUCCCGUACCUGGAUAAGUGGAGGAAGAGGAACGUCAUUCUGUCCCGGCUGUGCCACACGUGCCGGUGUCUGAGGCCGCUUAGAGCCAAGCACUGUCGCAUCUGCAAGCGCUGCGUAGCUUACUUCGACCACCACUGCCCGUUCAUCUACAACUGUGUUGGCGUCCGCAACCGCAUGUGGUUCUUCUUGUUCGUGAUGAGCGUGGCGAUUAACUGCACGCUGUCCAUCUACUUCGCGUGCUACUGUUUACUGCUGGAAGGGUUUGGACUGCUGUACCUGUUGGGGUUGCUGGAGGCGCUCACCUUCUGCGCGCUGGGGUGGAUUCUUACGUGCACUUCUAUCCUUCACGCCUGUAUGAACUUAACCACGAACGAGAUGUUCAACUACAAGCGCUACCCCUACUUGCGGGACAAACGCGGCCGCUACCAGAACCCCUUCUCGCGGGGGCCCGUCAUGAAUCUCAUCGAGUUCUUCGUCUGCCUGCCCGAUAAGUGCGACGAACAGGACUUGUUCCACGAGGAGACCAUUUAACAGCUAAUUUGCUGAUACCUAUAUCAGACCACGCAGCGCUACGCGACAUCCAUCCCUUCUAGAGUUCUUCGUUUGCCGGGCCGAUAAAUGCGACGAGCAGAAUUCAUGCCUCGAGGAAACCAAGCAGAAAGCUCAAUGAUGUUUACAAUAGGUACUUUAUAAUACUUUGCCUAAACACGGAGCGUUGCCUGAACCCCUUCUCGCGGGGGCCCUUCACGAAUUUCAUCGAGUUCUUCGUCUGCCUGCCCGAUAAGUGCGAUGAAGAGGAUUCGUUCCACGAGACCAUUUAACAGCUAAUUUACCGCUACCUUUAUCAGACCACGCAGUGCUACUCAACUUCGAUCCCUUCUCGAGUUCUUCGUUUGCCUGGCUGAUAAAUGCGACGAGCAGGAUAUUUGCCACGAAGAAAACAAACAGCAGUUUAACGAUACAGUAAUAAAACACUUUGCCUUUC
This is a messenger RNA of Leguminivora glycinivorella, 2311 nucleotides long. It is a transcript of the gene Patsas, whose product is annotated as probable protein S-acyltransferase 23. The record is from RefSeq and is a predicted model, not a curated record. Gene Ontology annotation, molecular function: palmitoyltransferase activity; protein binding. Gene Ontology annotation, biological process: protein palmitoylation. Gene Ontology annotation, cellular component: Golgi membrane. Lineage: Eukaryota; Metazoa; Arthropoda; Insecta; Lepidoptera; Tortricidae. The transcript has 9 exons. Bases 259 to 1857 code for a protein of 532 amino acids.